Pogonomyrmex barbatus (red harvester ant) is the source of this 878-nucleotide messenger RNA. It is a transcript of the gene agt, whose product is annotated as O-6-alkylguanine-DNA alkyltransferase. Lineage: Eukaryota; Metazoa; Arthropoda; Insecta; Hymenoptera; Formicidae. The record is from RefSeq and is a predicted model, not a curated record. Gene Ontology annotation, biological process: DNA repair. Gene Ontology annotation, molecular function: methylated-DNA-[protein]-cysteine S-methyltransferase activity.
AAGUCAGUCAGCUGAUAGAAGUUGGCGUUCAUCUUGUGAAAUCUUUUGAAGUCAUUUUUGACACUUGUUGAUCCACAUCUAAUAUUUCUCAAUUACUUCGUAAUUAUGGUUGUAUUUCAAAGUAUAACGGUGAACGAAUAUAAAAACAAUUACAUGACAUUCCAGUUGUUAUAUGCGUUUCAUCAGACACCUUUUGGAAAAUGUCUUGUCGCGAUAACUGACACCGACGAAGACGUAGCGUACCUAGGGUUCGUCGACGAUGAUGAGGCAAUGGCUCUUAGAGAUCUGACGGCGAAAUGGCCGUUGACUGUGGUAUCGAAGGAUACUGCAAACAAAACUGGGACUGUUAUCGAGAAGAUUUUUCAUUCCAACGACCUUCAUUCUAUUCACGUCCUCAUGAAAGGUACGGCAUUUCAAAUCAAAGUUUGGAAUUCUCUGAUCAAGAUCCCUGGAGGAACUGUCACGACGUACGAAGACGUCGCGCGGAUGGUGGACUACAGUUCCAAAGCUGCGAUAACGGUGGGAAAUGCAAUUUCCAGGAAUUAUAUUGCCUACGUUGUGCCGUGCCACCGUGUGGCAGCGAAGACGCAUACCCGGAAUGCCAAGUAUGCUUGGGGACUUGAAAGAAAGGAAGCUAUCCUGAAAUACGAGAGACAGCUGUUUGCGUAAAACAACAAAUAUAUGUGUAUACAAUAAAUAUAUUUAUAUAUUUUUAUAUGUGAGAUAAUAAAACCAUCACGAUAUGUGUAAAUAAAAUUGGUUUCGUGUAUGGUCUUUUUAAAUUUUGCACUUGCAUUUGAUUAUAUUCAGAGGACCAUACCUUCUCCUUGUCAAGUAUGCUUGUAAAUACUUGAGAAAGUAUUCUGGAACACAAAAAA